Molecule: messenger RNA, 626 nt
Organism: Hibiscus syriacus
Lineage: Eukaryota; Viridiplantae; Streptophyta; Magnoliopsida; Malvales; Malvaceae
Exons: 4
Coding region: 121-555 (144 amino acids)
Source: RefSeq, a predicted model, not a curated record
UACUUCCCCGCCUCAAGCUGUGUCCACAUUGAAGCUUCUUGUUGAGGAAGAAGCGCAACGCAGCCUACUUUUUACUUCUCCGAAGCUUCCUGUAAGGCUCAUACAAAACUGUCGUUAUAUAUGUGUGUGCAUUCAGUUAUAGUACAGAGAGAGCGACUUAUCAAAAAAAAAAAAAAAAGUAGAGAGCGACUGUACGAAAUACCAGAAAUGGGUUGUGAAACGAAACAACAAAACAAAAGAAUGGGGAAACGCCAAUCGUCGUCUCAACGCAACCCACCGAAACCGAAAGUUGCCAAAAGGAAAUAUCGUGGAUCUCGGAAAAUGAAGAUUCUGGAAAAGGAACCGGAAAAGGAAUUGGAAGCGUUGGAAGCAAAGGCAUGGGAGAUGAGAAGGAAAGUUAAGCAAAUGAAAUUGGAAUAUCGGAAAUCAAAGGCAAAGCUGAGAAAACUUGAGCGGACUACUGCAGAAAUCAGGGAAGCCCAUCAUCAAGCAUCCAUCAGCAAUGCUCAGGACCAGCUUUUACUUCAAGCUAUGCUUCCUCUUUUCCUUGAUUAAAGUUCAGUUAAAAAAAGGCAUCUUCUCCUUGGGGACGAUAAUAAAGGAUGAAUAUUCCAUGAAGUUGACUG